Molecule: messenger RNA, 5589 nt
Organism: Diplodia corticola
Lineage: Eukaryota; Fungi; Ascomycota; Dothideomycetes; Botryosphaeriales; Botryosphaeriaceae
Product: fatty acid synthase subunit alpha
Exons: 3
Coding region: 1-5589 (1862 amino acids)
Biological process (GO): long-chain fatty acid biosynthetic process
Cellular component (GO): fatty acid synthase complex
Molecular function (GO): 3-oxoacyl-[acyl-carrier-protein] reductase (NADPH) activity; fatty acid synthase activity; holo-[acyl-carrier-protein] synthase activity
Source: RefSeq, a predicted model, not a curated record
AUGCGUCCCGAGAUCGAGCAGGAGCUCUCCCACACGCUCCUCGUGGAGCUGCUUGCAUACCAGUUCGCCUCGCCCGUAAGAUGGAUCGAGACCCAAGAUGUCAUUCUCGGCGAGAAGACAACCGAGCGCAUCGUUGAGGUCGGCCCCGCCGACACUCUCGGCGUCAUGGCCAAGCGGACGCUGGCCUCCAAGUACGAGGCACACGAUGCGGCGCGGUCAGUCCAGCGCCAAAUUCUCUGCUACAACAAGGACGCCAAAGACAUCUACUACGAUGUCGAUCCCGUGGAAGACGAGCCCGAGGCCCCGGCGGCAGCGUCGUCGUCCGCAGCAGCUUCUGCCCCAGCUGCCGCGGCCGCCGCUCCUGUUGCCGCCGCCCCCGCCCCCAGCGCAGGCCCUGCGGCCGCCGUGCCAGACACCCCGGUUGCGGCGACAGACAUCCUGCGUGCGUUGGUUGCUCAGAAGCUGAAGAAGCCGCUCGGUGACAUUCCGCUGAGCAAGGCCAUCAAGGAUUUGGUUGGAGGCAAGUCCACCCUUCAGAACGAAAUCCUCGGAGAUUUGGGCAAGGAGUUCGGCUCGACUCCAGAGAAGCCCGAGGACGUCCCUCUCGACGAGCUCGGUGCGUCGAUGCAGGCUACUUUCAACGGCCAGCUCGGCAAGCAAUCGUCCUCCCUCAUUGCGCGCUUGAUCUCGUCGAAGAUGCCCGGUGGCUUCAACAACACAUCCGCAAGGAAAUACCUUGAGACAAGAUGGGGUCUCGCAGCCGGACGUCAGGACGGUGUUCUGCUGCUCGGUCUGACUUUGGAGCCGGCGGCACGUCUUGGGUCUGAAAACGACGCCAAGGCGUGGCUCGACGACAUUGCCAACAAGUACGCUGCCAGUGCAGGCAUCAGCCUGUCUGCACCUGUUGCGGGUGGCGAUGCUGGCGCUGGUGCUGGCGGCAUGAUGAUGGACCCUGCUGCCAUCGACGCCCUCACCAAGGACCAGAGGGCGCUCUUCAAGCAGCAGCUCGAGCUGUUCGCCCGCUACCUCAAGAUGGACCUCCGCUCCGGCGACAAGGCUUUCGUCGGAUCGCAGGAGACCAACAAGGCCCUUCAGGCUCAGCUGGAUCUCUGGAACACCGAGCACGGCGAGUUCUACGCUGCUGGCAUUGAGCCCCAGUUCACUUCUCUCAAGGCUCGUGUUUACGAUUCCUCGUGGAACUGGGCCCGCCAGGAUGCUCUUACCAUGUACUACGACAUCAUCUUCGGUCGCCUCAAGGCAGUCGACCGUGAGAUUGUCAGCCAGUGCAUCAACAUCAUGAACCGCUCCAACCCAACCCUGCUGGAGUUCAUGCAGUACCACAUCGACCACUGCCCCACCGAGCGCGGCGAGACCUACGAGCUCGCUAAGGAGCUUGGCCAGCAGCUGAUCGAGAACUGCAAGGAUGUCCUCAACGCUGCCCCCGUCUACAAGGAUGUUGCCAUGCCCACUGCUCCCUCGCUCAACAUUGACGCUCGUGGUAACAUGAACUACGCCGAGGUUCCCAGGUCCAGUGUGCGCAAGCUUGAGCACUACGUCAAGGAGAUGGCCGAGGGUGGCAAGCUCUCCGAGUAUGGCAACCGCACCAAGGUCCAGAACGACCUGCAGAGGAUCUACAAGCUCAUCCGCCAGCAACACAAGCUUUCCAAGUCCUCUCAGUUGCAGAUCAAGACCCUGUACGGCGAUGUCAUCCGCUCUCUGUCCAUGAACGAGGGCCAGAUCAUCCCCUCCGAGAACGGCAAGAGCGCCAAUGGCCGUCGUAAGGGCCGUAACGGACGCAUCAACGGCACCAACAAGCAGGGCAAGGUCGAGACCAUCCCCUUCCUGCACCUCAAGCGCAAGGACGAGCACGGCUGGGAGUACAGUAAGAAGCUCACCGGCGUCUACCUUGAUGGUUUGGAGCGUGCCGCCCGUGACGGUGUCACUUUCCAGGGCAAGAACGUCCUGAUGACUGGUGCCGGUGCCGGUUCCAUCGGUGCUGAGGUCCUCCAGGGCCUGAUCUCUGGUGGUGCCAAGGUUGUCGUCACGACCAGCCGUUUCUCGCGCCAGGUCAACGAGUACUACCAGUCCAUCUACUCCCGCUUUGGCGCCCGUGGCUCUCAGCUCAUCGUUGUUCCCUUCAACCAGGGCAGCAAGCAGGAUGUUGAGGCUCUUGUCAACUACAUCUACGACGCCAAGAACGGUCUCGGCUGGGAUCUCGACUAUGUCGUGCCCUUCGCCGCCAUCUCUGAGAACGGCCGCGAGAUCGAUGGCAUCGAUUCCAAGUCCGAGCUUGCUCACCGUAUCAUGUUGACCAACCUGCUCAGGCUUCUGGGUUGCGUCAAGCAGCAGAAGCAUGCCAACUCCUAUGAGACACGUCCCGCUCAGGUCAUCUUGCCUCUGUCUCCCAACCACGGUACCUUCGGUAACGAUGGUCUGUACGCUGAGUCCAAGAUCGCGCUUGAGACCCUUUUCAGCAGGUGGCACUCUGAGAGCUGGGGCAACUACCUCACCAUCUGCGGUGCUGUUAUUGGCUGGACUCGUGGUACUGGUCUCAUGGCCGGCAACAACGUCGUUGCUGAGGGCAUUGAGAGGUACGGUGUGCGCACUUUCUCUCAGCAGGAGAUGGCCUUCAACUUGUUGGGUCUCAUGUCCCCGGGUAUCGUCAACCUUUGUCAGGUCGAGCCCGUCUGGGCUGAUCUCAACGGUGGCUUCCAGUACCUGCCCAACCUCAAGGACCUCAUGACCGACCUCCGCAAGGAGCACACCGAGACCAGCGAGAUCCGCAAGGCCGUUACCAAGGAGACUUCUACCGAAAACAAGAUCGUCAAUGGCGAGAAGAGCGAGGCGCUCUACCAGAAGGUGACCGUCCAGCCUCGUGCCAACCUCAAGUACGACUUCCCCGAGGUUCCCGACUGGGAGACUGAGGUUAAGCCGCUCAACGAGGACCUCAAGGGUAUGGUCGAUCUGGAGAAGGCCGUCGUCAUUACCGGUUUUGCCGAAGUCGGUCCUUGGGGUAACGCUCGUACCCGUUGGGAGAUGGAGGCCUACGGCGAGUUCUCUCUCGAGGGUUGCGUUGAGAUGGCCUGGAUCAUGGGUCUUAUCAAGAACCACAACGGCAUGAUCAAGGGCAAGAGCUACUCUGGUUGGGUCGAUGCCAAGACCGGAGACCCCGUGGAUGACAAGGACAUCAAGAAGAAGUACGAGAAGUUUGUCCUUGAGCACUCCGGUAUCCGUCUCAUCGAGCCUGAGCUCUUCGGUGGCUACGACCCGAACAAGAAGCAGCUCCUUCAGGAGGUUCAGAUCGAUGAGGACCUCGAGCCUUUCGAGGCGUCCAAGGAGACUGCUGAAGAGUUCAAGCGCGAGCACGGCGAGAAGGUGGAGAUCUUCGAGAUCCCGGAUUCUGGCGAGUACAGCGUCCGGGUCAAGAAGGGCGCUUCCCUCCUCAUCCCCAAGGCUCUGCGUUUCGACCGUCUUGUCGCCGGUCAGGUCCCCACUGGCUGGGAUGCUCGCAGGUACGGCGUGCCCGAGGACAUCAUCGAGCAGGUCGACACCGUCACCUUGUUCGUCCUCGUCUCCGUUUCCGAGGCCCUGCUGUCAGCCGGUAUCACCGACCCGUACGAGUUCUACAAGUACGUCCACAUUUCGGAGGUCGGUAACUGUACCGGUUCGGGUAUUGGUGGUUCCGGCGCUCUGAGGGGCAUGUACAAGGACCGUUUCCUUGACAAGCCGCUCCAGAAGGAUAUCCUUCAGGAGUCCUUCAUCAACACCAUGAGUGCCUGGGUCAACAUGUUGCUCCUGUCUUCCACUGGUCCCAUCAAGUCUCCCUCUGGCGCCUGCGCUACCGCUGUCGAGUCCGUCGAUAUCGGUUACGAGACCAUCCUCGAGGGCAAGGCCAGAAUCUGCCUUGUUGGUGGUUUCGAUGACUUCCAGGAGGAGGGCUCUUACGAGUUCGCUAACAUGAAGGCCACGAGCAACGCUGAGGAUGAGUUCGCCCACGGUCGCACUCCUAAGGAGAUGUCGCGUCCUACCACCACCACCCGUAACGGAUUCAUGGAGUCCCAGGGUUGCGGUAUCCAGGUCAUCAUGGACGCUCGUCUCGCUCUGGACAUGGGUGUUCCGAUCUACGGUAUCCUUGGCUUCACUGCCACUGCCACCGACAAGAUCGGUCGCUCUGUUCCCGCUCCCGGCCAGGGUGUCCUCACGACUGCUCGCGAGGAAGUGUCCAAGUUCCCCUCGCCUCUGCUGGACAUCAAGUACAGGAAGCGCCAGAUGGAACACCGCCGCCGCCAGAUCAAGCAGUGGCAGGAGUCGGAGCUUCUGUACCUGCAGGACGAAGUGGCCGCCAUGAAGGCUCAGGACGCCAGCUUCAGCGAGUCCGAGUUCAUGGCUGACCGCCUGGAGCACAUCGAGCGCGAGGCCAAGCGCCAGGAGAAGGCUGCCCUCCUGAGCUUGGGCAACCAGUUCUGGAAGCAAGACCCCAGGAUUGCUCCCAUGCGCGGCGCUCUUGCUACUUGGGGCCUGACCAUCGACGACCUGGACGUUGCCUCCUGCCACGGUACUUCUACCGUUGCCAACGACAAGAACGAGUCGGAUGUGCUCUGCCAGCAGAUGAAGCACCUCGGCCGCAAGAAGGGCAACGCGAUUCUCGGUGUCUUCCAGAAGUACCUCACCGGUCACCCCAAGGGUGCCGCCGGUGCCUGGAUGAUGAACGGUGCUCUGCAGGUCCUCAACAGUGGUCUCGUCCCCGGCAACCGCAACGCCGACAACGUCGACAAGGUUCUCGAGAAGUUCGACUACAUGGUCUACCCCAGCCGCUCCAUCCAGACGGAUGGUGUCAAGGCCGUGUCGGUCACCUCUUUCGGUUUCGGUCAGAAGGGUGCUCAGGCCAUUGCUAUCCACCCCAAGUACCUCUUCGCCACUCUCGACCACGCCGAGUAUGCCAACUACAAGACGCGUGUCGAGUCCCGCCAGAAGAAGGCCUACCGCUACUUCCACGACGGUCUGCUCAACAACACCAUGUUCCGUGCCAAGAGCAAGGGACCGUAUGAGGAGGCUCAGCAGAGCGAGGUCUUCCUCAACCCCUCCGCUCGCGUUACCGUUGACAAGAAGACGUCGAACUGGGCGUACCCUUCCAAGAUCCCCGCUCAGCUUCCGGUCACCAAGGCCAAGACGGAGCAGACGCGCCAGAUGGUCGAGCACCUCGCCAAGGCCACUGCUGGCGAGAACUCCAAGGUCGGCGUUGACGUCGAGAACAUCUCGGCCAUCCCCAUCGACAACGAGACAUUUGUCGAGCGCAACUUCACGGAGCAGGAGCAGGCUUACUGCAAGGCAGCCCCGAACCCGGCGGCCAGCUUUGCGGGUCGCUGGUCUGCUAAGGAGGCGGUCUUCAAGUCGCUCGGCGUUGCUGGCAAGGGUGCCGGCGCUGCGUUGAAGGAGAUUGAAGUUCUGAACGACGAGAACGGCGCUCCCGUUGUCACCCUCCACGGUGAUGCCGAGGCUGCGGCCAAGGAGGCGGGUGUCAAGUCGGUCAACGUCAGCAUCAGCCACAGCGAUGACCAGGCUAUCGCCAUCGCGGUGGCGGCAUUGUAA